Molecule: messenger RNA, 6070 nt
Organism: Cyprinodon variegatus (sheepshead minnow)
Lineage: Eukaryota; Metazoa; Chordata; Actinopteri; Cyprinodontiformes; Cyprinodontidae
Gene: esyt1b
Product: extended synaptotagmin-1-like
Exons: 51
Biological process (GO): lipid transport
Molecular function (GO): lipid binding
Source: RefSeq, a predicted model, not a curated record
CAUCCAGCUAACGGACCGCUGGUGAGGCACAAACUUGGUUCUCUUCUCUGGUGUUCCUUCAGACCUACUGCGCUAUUUAACUUCCAUUACAGCAUGUUUGAACACUAAUGCUCUCAUUUCACUAGCAGCGGAAUCUGAAGUUCACGCGCAGCCGUCCGUUUGUUCCACCGCGUGCUGAUGUUGAUAUGGACCUGUAGCCUUUAGGUGCGUCUAUACACCGAUCACUACGACCGCAUCACCCUUAUUAAACUGCGUUAAAUAUAAAAACCAGAGAAAUGCAAAGUGAAAAGUCGGAGCCGACCGAAGCCAAGGGCGCAGAGGGUCCGGACAGAAGCGGCGCUGAGGAGAAUGCGUUAAGUAACCUGAGAGCCGCAGAAGCCUCCAAACCCAAAGGAAUCAGCGCCGUGGCUGUGCUGUGGACCUUCGGGAAAUGUCUCAGCGCUUUGCUCCCCGUCUAUCUGGCCGGCUACUAUCGGGUCAGCACCAGCCUGCUCGUGUGCGGCAUGAUGGUCUACACGGGAUGGAAACAUGCCCGAGAGGCGAAGGAGGAGCGCCUCAAGUCGGCCAUACAGCUGCUGGACAACGAGGAGGAGCACACAUGGAAGAGAGCGUCCACGAUCAAGAGAGACCUCCCUGCGUGGGUAAACUUUCCAGACGUGGAGAAGGUUGAAUGGCUGAAUAAGGUGCUGCAGCAGGUGUGGCCCUUUGUCGGCCAGUACCUGGAGAAGCUGCUGAUAGAAACGAUCGCUCCCUCUAUCAGAGCCUCAAGCGCUCACCUCCAGACCCUCAACUUCACCAAAGUGGACAUGGGAGACAAGCCCAUGAAGGUGGUGGGCAUCAAGGCGCACACAGAGAAUGACAAAGGUCAAGUUCUGCUUGACCUCUACAUCAGUUAUGUAGGAAAUGUGGAGAUCAAUGUUGAGGUGAAAAGAUAUUUCUGCAAAGCGGGAGUGAAAGGAAUACAGCUACAUGGGAUGAUGCGAGUGAUUCUGGAGCCACUGAUUGGAGAUGUCCCCAUAGUGGGCGCCGUCACCAUGUUUUUCAUCCGUCGACCUAAACUAGACAUCAACUGGACUGGACUGACCAAUUUAUUGGACAUUCCUGGACUCAAUGUUAUGUCAGACAGCAUGAUCAUGGACGCCAUAGCUUCGUUCUUGGUGCUGCCAAACCGUCUAGUUGUCCCUCUGGUCCCUGGUUUGCACGUGGCUCAGCUGCGCUGUCCCCUACCCAGGGGAGUGGUGCGCAUCCAUCUGCUGGAGGCGCAGAAUCUUGCAGCCAAAGACAACUAUGUGAAAGGUGUCAUGGCUGGCUUAUCUGACCCAUAUGCCAUAUUAAGGGUGGGUCCUCAGACCUUUACCUCCAAACACAUCGAUAACACCGACUCUCCUAAGUGGGGAGAGAUGUAUGAGGUUAUUGUCCAUGAAGUGCCGGGUCAGGAGCUGGAGGUGGAGGUUUAUGACAAAGACACAGACAAGGAUGAUUUCUUGGGAAGGACUAAAUUAGAUUUGGGCAUUGUGAAGAGAUCCAUCGCUGUUGAUGAUUGGUUCACACUGAAAGAGACGACAUCUGGACGUGUUCAUUUCAAACUGGAGUGGUUGGCCUUGCAGCCAAACACUGAACAACUUGAGCAGGUCCUGAAAAGGAAUGAAAGCGUCACCAGCAAGAACUCGCACCCCCCCUCCUCAGCUAUCUUGGUUGUGUAUCUUGACAAAGCUGAGGCACUUCCCAUGAAGAAGGGAAAUAAGGAGCCCAAUCCCAUGGUGCAGGUAUCCGUGCAGGGAACCACUAAAGACAGCAAGAUUUGUUACACAACUAUCAACCCAGAAUGGGAGGAAGCUUUUACCUUUUUCAUCCAAGAUCCUCGCACGCAAGAAAUAAACAUUCAGGUGAAGGAUGCUGACCGCGUGCAGACUCUGGGCAAAGUGACCAUCCCUCUCUCCCAUGUCCUGAAGACAUCCCAUCUUUCUCUAGACCAGUGGUUCCAGUUGGAAGACUCUGGAACUGCUAGUCGCAUCUAUAUCAAUUCAGUUCUCAGGGUCUUGUGGUUGGAUGAGGAUCGUAUUUCAGCUGAAGUCUCUUCUAAUUUGGCUGCUGGAGUUUCUAAACAGUUGCCCAUGCAGGCCUCCCCUCAUCCCAGCUUUGCUACAGAGGGGCUGCUUAGAAUCCACCUCCUGGCGGGUCAGAAUCUCAUUCCGAAAGACAACCUGAUGGGUGGAAUGGUGAAAGGAAAGAGUGACCCGUAUGUCAAGAUUAACAUUGGGGGUGAAACAUUCACAAGUCAAGUUAUAAAGGGAAAUCUGAAUCCAACCUGGAAUGAGAUGUAUGAGGUUAUUCUGACAGAGCUCGCUGGUCAGGAGCUGCAUGUGGAGAUGUUUGACAAAGACAUGGACAUGAAAGAUGACUUCAUGGGAAGGCUGAAGAUAAGUCUGAAGGAUAUCAUCGACUCUCAGUACACAGACCAGUGGUACACGCUGAACGAUGUGAAGUCUGGUAGAGUUCACAUGGUCCUGGAAUGGGUUCCAACAUCUUCAGAACCAGACGGGCUAGACCAGGUCCUUCAGUUCCACUCUAGACAGUCCUAUCAAAACAAGGCAGUGCCCUCAGCAGGGCUCCUGUUUGUGUAUGUCGAACAAGCAGAUGGCCUACCAGUAAAGAAGAGUGGAAAGGAUCCAAAAGUAGGAGUGGAGUUAAGUCUUCGUGAAAUGUCACGCAAAACUACAGUAUGCGAUCGUACAACCUCUCCUAAAUGGAACGAGGCAUUCUACUUCCCUGUUCGUGAUCCAAGACAGGAUAUUCUCAUUCUCAAGCUUUCCCACAGCUGGACACUGCCUAUUGGUUCUCUGAUUGUUCCUAUCAGAGAGCUGCUGUCUGAACCAGAUCUUGUCCUGGAUCAGUGGUUCCAUUUGGAUGGAGCCUCGCCUGAGAGUCAAAUCCUUUUAAGGACUGAACUUAAGGUGUUGGUUCCUACCAAAUGCCCCGUUCCUACUGAAAAGGCUAAGAUGUCUGAAGUGUUAGACCCUGCUCCAGCCAAGCCCCUACCAGAAACAGACACAAUCCUCAAGUCAGCCUCUGUGGAAACUCCUCCUGUGGAAACCAUUGUGCCCACAUUGCCUUUGGAUGAGGAGGUUCAUAAAGUAAAGGAAACUGCAUUGGAGGAAGAUCAAGAGGAAGAAUUAGAGAGCCCAACUGUAUCACUACCUCCUCACUCAUCCCCAGACCUCACCUUUGCCAGUGAGGGACUACUUAGACUCAUCCUUUUGGAGGCUCAGAGUCUGGUUGCCAAAGAUACCAUAAUGGGUGGUCUGAAGAAAGGCAAAAGUGACCCCUACGCAAAGAUCAGCAUAGGUCAGGCCACGUUUAAGAGCGCUGUGGUAAAGGAAAACCUCAACCCAGUCUGGAAUGAGAUGUAUGAGGUGGUUCUGAGACCUCAGCCAGGGCAGGUGGUUCAGGUGGAACUGUUUGACAAAGAUAUGGACAACGAUGACUUCUUGGGCCGCUUAAAGAUCAAUCUCUCAGACAUCAUCCGUUCUCAACUCAUAGAUCAGUGGUACAGCCUGAAUGAUGUAAAGUCCGGUCGCCUUCGUCUUAUACUGGAGUGGGUGCCAACCGUGUCCAGUAAUGACAGGCUGGAACAGGUGAUGCAGCUGCAGUCUCUCCAGCCCUACCAAAACAAGACUGUUCCCUCUGCAGCCCUGCUCUUUGUUUACAUGGACAGAGCUCACUUAUUGCCUUUUAAGAAGAGUGGUAAGGAACCAAAAGCUGGAGCUGAACUUGUAUUUGGGAGCACAACUCACAGAACCAAGGUUUGUGAUCGCUCCAGAUCUCCACAAUGGAGUGAAGCGUUCCACUUCCAAGUCCAUGACCCAAAUGAAGAGAUGCUCAUAGUGAAGUUAUCCAGUGCAUGGGAUCAGCCGAUGGGAUCCCUGGUGCUCCCUGUGAGGCAGCUCCUCUCUGAGCCUCAGCUGCUCCUGGACCAGUGGAUGCCUCUGGAUGGAGCCUUACCUGAAAGCAAGAUCCUCCUCAGAGCAGAGCUGAAGAUUCUUGACACACGGCUGACAGAAGUUCCACAGACAUCUGCAGCUGUUUCAGAAGAAGAAAGUAAAACUGCUGCUGCUGAAAAGAUGCUGGAAACAGCUGAAGAGGAGGAAAAAAGACAAAACUUGGCAACAGAUGAGUGAGUUAUCCAUACAUUAUGUGCCUUAAAUAAUGAACAAUUUAAACUUUAUACUGUAGUGAAAAUUAGACAUCUUGUUAAAUAUUAUAUUCCAAUAGUUUUACUGAUGACUGACUUUUAUGUUCACUGUGUUUUCAGUUCCCCUGUUGUGUCGGUCCAUCCUGCACACCCUGAAGCCAAGCAUGAUACAUCCCAUUCUCCUGCUAGGGUGGAGGAGCCAGCACCUGCACAAGAGGCUCCAACUGAAUCACUCAUUAAGGUUGAAAGAGACAUGAAGCCACAGCCAGAGACAGGUUUAGGAGGUCUUGCAAAGGCUACAGUGACAGGUAUACCCACUGAUCCAGCACCCUCGGUAGAGGUCGUAGACGUUCCCAAAGUGGGUCCAAAACUUCCUCCACAUACGGUGCCGAGUCAAGACUUUGGUAAAGAGGGGGUGCUGAGGAUCCACCUGCUGGAAGCCAAGAACCUUAUAGCAAAAGACAACCUGAUGGGGGGCAUGGUGAAGGGCAAGAGUGAUCCUUAUGUUAAAAUCAACAUCGGAGAGAAUUCUUUUAAAAGUCAGGUCAUCAAAGAGAACCUAAACCCAACAUGGAAUGAGAUGUAUGAGGUAGUUGUGAAUGGGCGCAGCAAUCAGGACAUCAAGUUUGAAGCAUUUGAUAAGGACAUAGAUUCAGAUGACUUCUUAGGACGAUUCACUGUUCAGCUAAAUGAGGUCAUCAGAUCACAGUACACAGAUCAGUGGUUCACUCUGAAGGAUGUGAAAUCUGGACAAAUUCAUUUGAUUCUAGAAUGGGUUCCUACUGUGUCAAACUCAGCAAGAGUAGAACAGGUGCUGCAGCUUCAAACUCUGCAGUCAUAUCAGAACAAAGCUGUUCCCUCAGCCGCUCUGCUCUCUGUCUACUUGGAGGGAGCACAUUCACUACCACUUAAGAAGAGUGGAAAAGAACCUAAAGCAGGUGUUGAGCUUGUUCUGGGUGAAACAACCUACAAAACUAAACUGUGUGACCGGAGUACAGAUCCUCAGUGGAAUGAGUCUUUCUACUUCCUGGUCCAUGAUCCUAAACGUCAGAUGCUUGUGGCAAAGCUGUCUAGUGGCUGGGAUGAGCCAAUUGGAGCUCUGGUGAUCACACUUAAGAAUCUUCUGGCUGCACCACAGCUGGUCCUGGAUCAGUGGUUUCCUUUAGAUGGAGCCUUACCUGAAAGUCAGAUCCUGCUGAGGGCUGAACUUAAGAUCCUGAACUCCAAGAUGGUGGACAUGAUUGAUUCAGGGACUCUGCCCUGUACUGCUCCUGCACCUGGAAAUGGUCAGGUGAAGUUGUCCCUGUCUUACAGCUCAAAGGAGAGAAAACUGGUGGUGAUUGUCCAUGCCUGCAGAGGUCUGGUUUCUCCAAGUAAGGACUCUGUUGACAGCUAUGUCUCCAUCAUGCUGCUGCCAGACAAAAGUAAAGCUACCAAGAAAAAGACAGCAGUGAGGAAAAAAGACCUCAACCCAGAGUACAAUGAAAGGUUUGAGUAUGAUCUGCGUGAGGAUGAGGCCAGAUUCAGGCGCCUCAGUGUGUCAGUAAAAAAUAACUCCGCCUCUUUCAGGAGCCCGGAUGUUAUUGGACAGGUGCUGAUUGAGUUGGCCCAGAUUGACCUGACUUCUGGAGUCACUGACUGGUUUACUUUGACUGAUGAUGCUGAAUAGCUGCCCUGCUCGCUCACUUGGAGAGUUUAAUGACUCCACUCUGCUGUCACACUCACAGAUGCCUUCUGUUUCCCACCUUUGCACAACUGCUGUAGUUUUACCUGCAACCACGCAGCUCAUUGUGUAUUGCCAUGAAGUAUAAAGUGGAUUAUACUGCACACGCACCAAAGAUAAUAGAAAGAAGCAGUUAAGUAGAGAGAAAAAAAUGG